AUGAUGGCUGCCAACAACACGAGUAAAGGCGUUGACGCCUGGAUCAACUACUAUAAACCGCCAGCAGAUGGCUCUCUGCCGCAGCAUAACGACCUGGAGAUCAUGCUAGGAGAUAAGGACAUGGUCUCCUAUCGCAUGCGCAUCCACGACUUGCGCGGAAAGGAGAACGACUUCACACUCGAUACCCACGGACUACAGUACGCCAAACUGCAGACGAAAGUCACUGACUGGGCAAACGAGGACGAGAUCAAGUCGACGUAUUUCCCAGAGGUUGAGGAGCUCGUGAAGCGAGUCACUGGAGCUUCUCAGGUCUUGGUCUACAACCAUACCGUUCGCAAUGCAGCCGCAAAUGACUACGGAGACCAUGUCAAGGGGAUCCAGGGUGUCACUGGUCCCGCGCGCCGCAUCCAUGUCGACCAGACUCCCGAAGGUGCAGCGAGCACGGUGGCAUUCAUGUUUCCAGAACAGGUAGACGACUUUACGAAACGGGGAUACCAGCUUCUGAAUGUUUGGCGGCCGCUCACUCGCGUUUGCCGUGAUCCACUGAUGGUGGCAGAUAUGUUGAAGAUGCCGGAGUCGGAUCUCGUCGUCGUUCCGCGGUCCUACUAUAACGGGAUGAAAUCUUGGAAUUACGCAGUAAAAUACAAUGGAAGCGAGGCCGCUAAUAAUGCGGAGGCAAUCGUCGACGGGAAGAGUAGUGGAGGAGAGCACAGCUGGUGGUAUAUUGGCGAUCAGGAGGCAGACGAGGCCAUGAUAUUCUCUUGCUCCGACCUUCGGCCUGGGAAACGAGCGAAUGGCGCUGUACACGGCUCUUUUUGUCUUCCUGACCAGGAGAAGUUCCCGGCUAGACAGAGCAUUGAGGUUCGCGUGGUUGCAGUCUACUGA
Messenger RNA from Arthroderma uncinatum, 885 nucleotides. RefSeq lists its product as uncharacterized. The transcript is spliced from 2 exons. Gene Ontology annotation, molecular function: oxidoreductase activity. The coding region runs from base 1 to 885 and encodes 294 amino acids. Lineage: Eukaryota; Fungi; Ascomycota; Eurotiomycetes; Onygenales; Arthrodermataceae. The record is from RefSeq and is a predicted model, not a curated record.